AUGCUGAGACCUCGAGCUCCUUCCACCCUCCGUCGAGCUUCUACACAACUCUCGGCACGGCCACAGGGCAUCACAGGCCCCCAAAGAAGCUUUCAUCUCGCUUGCAGCCGACCCACUAGAUCUACGACUUCGGAGGAAGACCGGCCUAAGUGGUUGACUCCCAGAAAUGUACGACUAGGCUCUUUACCUUUCUCACGACUUCUCCAGGGUCAUUCCCAGCGACUGUACUCGGGUUUGUCUACUCCUGGCAUAUCUGAGGUCACUGGCUGCUCUUCUCCAGCUCUGAUUGAGUCCCACUCGUGGGACUAUUACACAACACCAGCGCAGCGGGAAUUGUGGGGCUCGAAGGGCGAAUACCCUGCACUGAUUUCAGCGUACCAACAGCCUGAUAUUGCAAACGCCAUUCUGGAUCGAACUAGCGAUUACACAAACGAAACUCACCUCUCAUUCUCGGAGCUGCUCAAGCUCUCUAACUUGUUUGCCGACUCUUUGUACGCCCACGCUCGUGAACAAGGCCUUGUUUUCAAAUCAGGAGACUCUGUUGCGGUGUGUGGCGGUAAUGUCUGGGAAUACACUGCCCUCCAGAUGGGUCUCUCGAAGCUCGGACUGGUGCUGGUUCCCCUCAACCCUGCAUUUACGGCAAACCAGUUUGCAGCUGCCCUGGCCGCCACAGAGGCCAAGGCUCUCAUAAUGACCUCCCAUCUCCCUGGUGGAAAGGACAAAGCCACUGGCAAGAUGACCUUGAAGUCAGCUGCUCCCAUUUGCCAAGAGGUCAUCGACAACUUGAAUGCUUCUGGCAAGUCGAAGCUGAAGCUUCUCAUCAAUUUGGCUUCCGGUGAAACUCCUGGAGCUGACACCAUCAAGGAUGUGAAGUUUCAGGGCUCCCAAUCGGACAUGCAUGAAAUCGUUUUCCAACACAAGAAGGCUGUUGCCAAUGGUACCCUCCCUGCAUCUGUACCCACCGAGAUCAGACGACUCACAGCUACCGUUAACCCCGAUGACAUCACCAACAUGCAAUUCACCUCCGGAACCACAUCGCAGCCAAAGGUGUCCUGCUUGACGCAUCGAAACCUGCUCAACAAUGGUCAUCUCAUUGGAACCCGGAUGGGCCUCAAGCCUGCCACAGGUCCUGCUGUUAAUGGAAUUGCCCCCAACCAGGACCGUUUGUGCAUCCCUGUUCCCAUGUUUCACUGCUUUGGUCUAGUACUGUCUAACCUGGCUGCCCUGACCACUGGUGCUGCUUUGGUCUAUCCCUCCGAGUGGUUUUGUGCUCGUUCUGCAAUCGACAAUGUUCGAAAGUAUAAGUGCACUGGUCUCCAUGGUGUCCCUACCAUGUACGUGGCUGAGCUGGAGUAUCUGAAGGACCUGGAGCUCAAGGAGGCAAAGGCCCCCGGGCAGAAUUUCCUUCCUGGCUUUGAACUGCUCCGAACUGGUAUCGCUGCUGGAUCUGCUGUGCCUGGAGAACUCAUGACUAAGCUUGGCCAGUCCAUGAAUCUCAAAGCACUCACUAUCUGUUACGGAAUGACAGAGACCGCUCCCGUGACUUUCAUGACACGUCCUGACGAUCCUGUCGAGAAGCGAGUUGAAACUGUCGGUCAGAUUAUGCCUCACACCUCAUGCAGGAUCAUCAAGUCCCAGCAGGAGGACCUUUCUGAAUCUGAGCUUGACUUCACUCCAUUGGCCACUGGCCAGAAGGGCGAGAUCAUCACUUCCGGCUAUGCGCUACAGAAAUACUACAAGGACGAUCCCAAAAAGACCUCUGCUGCUAUGGUUGUCGAUCCCGCCACCGGCGUGCGAUGGAUGCGAACUGGUGAUGAGGGUUGCAUGGACAAUGAGGGAUUCCUCAAGGUUACAGGUCGACUCAAAGAUCUGAUCAUUCGAGGCGGGGAGAACAUCCACCCACUGGAGAUCGAAAACGUGCUUUUUGCUCACGAUAAGAUUGCCCAAGCAUCUGUGGUGGGUGUUAAGGACCCCAAGUAUGGUGAAGCUGUUUGUGCCUUUGUCACACCCCACGCUUUCUUCCACAAGGGCCACCAGCAUGUUAAGCACGAUGACUCGGACAAGCUCACGAUUGAGCAAGUUCAGGAGUGGGUUCGAAACAAGCUUGGCCACUACAUGGUGCCCAAGUAUGUAUUCUUUGUUGGCGAUUAUCCUAAGACUGCUUCUGGCAAGAUUCGAAAGGUGGAUCUUCGAAAGACAGCUGAGUCACAGCUGGGCCUGUGCUAA
Molecule: messenger RNA, 2226 nt
Organism: Yarrowia lipolytica CLIB122
Lineage: Eukaryota; Fungi; Ascomycota; Dipodascomycetes; Dipodascales
Biological process (GO): fatty acid metabolic process
Molecular function (GO): medium-chain fatty acid-CoA ligase activity
Source: RefSeq, a predicted model, not a curated record